Molecule: messenger RNA, 759 nt
Organism: Zymoseptoria tritici IPO323
Lineage: Eukaryota; Fungi; Ascomycota; Dothideomycetes; Mycosphaerellales; Mycosphaerellaceae
Exons: 3
Coding region: 10-759 (249 amino acids)
Source: RefSeq, a predicted model, not a curated record
CACGGAACGAUGCGGUCCACCCAGAUCUUCAACCGGAAAGCGAAAACCGCUCCUUCGCAUUACCCACGACUGCCGUUCCAUGGCCUCCGCUCAGCUCAGCUACUGGCGAGCUUGGUCGUUGGUGCGGUCAUGUGCUAUUACAUUUACAAUUUGAGAAGAGAGGACUACGCCGUACCGUGGACAUUCAUCUGGCUCACAUCUGCCUCGUUCUUCUCGAUCCUCGCUUUGAUCUUUACCAUUGUGCUGCACUGCUGCAUCGGCCUAAACCCGCGCCUCAACCUCGCGCUCAAUGGCUUUCUCCUCAUUCUAUGGACGCUCAGCUGGAGUCUGUUGACAUGGUUCAUGAGCCCGACCCUGGCCAAUGCGUGUGACGUCGAGCAUUGGACUGAAGAUAUGGGAAUAAUGGUGUGCAGAAUAUACAAGGCGUUGUUCACGUUCACUCUGAUCGGGUUCCUUUCCACUCUCGCCGCGUUCAUCCUCGACAUCUACGUACACCGCAACCAAACCCGACGUGGCGUCUACCGUCUUCACGACAUGGAAAACAAACGUCAGUUGGUAGGGGCAGCGGCUCCGUUCUCGCGGGACAGCAGGCUCCCACGAGAGAGUUCGGAAUGGGAAGAGCCGAGACCUUCGAUGGGCCCGUAUGGUGAUAAUGUACCGGAUGCGGCGAGACCAUUAUAUACCAUGCCCGAGGGCCAGUUCCAAUACGAGACGGGAUACCAUGGUGGUGGUGGUGCUGCGGGUGCUGGGAAGUUCUGA